Colletotrichum siamense is the source of this 1392-nucleotide messenger RNA. RefSeq lists its product as uncharacterized. The coding region runs from base 1 to 1392 and encodes 463 amino acids. NCBI's taxonomy places the organism in Eukaryota, Fungi, Ascomycota, Sordariomycetes, Glomerellales, Glomerellaceae. The transcript has a single exon. The record is from RefSeq and is a predicted model, not a curated record.
AUGGUCGUCACGGCCCAGCCGCCCGCUGCGAUCUUGCCGGCGCUGAGGGAUGCGGUCAAGGCGGAGCUCGCGGCCCGCGGCGUUGCGGGGGCGGAGGUGAGGGGCAGGCUUGUUUCCUGUCUGGAGCGAGUGUCGAUCACGAGGGUGUUUGAUUUGGAGGGUUUGUGGGAGGUGCUUGGCGAUCUGGACAUUCCGCCGGGGAGUCCGGUUUCUGAAGCAGCCUCGUUGGUGCCGGAGCCGGAGGGGGAUCUGGAGGUGCUGCUGGCGUCGCAGGGGCAGGAGGAGGAGGUCGCUUCACCGGAGCCCGAGAGGAUUACUUUACCGGAUCUGAAGCCUGUGUAUGAGUCGCCGCAGCGGAGGCCGGUGAGGACGGAGAUUGCGGACAGUGAGGAGGAUGACAUCAGCGAUGGCGAGGACGGCGACAUCAACGAGGACAAGGACGAUGAAGCGCCCGCGCCGUCUUCUUCAGAGCUGUCGGAUCUGUCGCCGCCGCCCUCGUCAAUGGCUUCGAUGCUAGCUACACCCGACCCUGUCGUUGUCCCUGAAGACGACGAGAAAUCCGACUCCCACGAGGACCCCGGCAUGGGAGAUUUCACCGUUCAGGAAGAGAAGCUACCAACGCCUCCAGAGCAGCCACUUGAAGACCAACACAGAAGAAGCAGGAGCCCGAGGAUGGAAGCCGAACCCCCCGCGCCCCCGGAUAUAAUCCUCAUCACGCACUUCUCCACCCUCAUGACGGCCCUCUUCACCGGACGCGACAGGGCAUCGGCCCACGACGGGCUGCAGUCCCUAUCUGCCUUCCUACGCUACCUCUCGCGCAACCUCUCUAGCAGCCCGCUCAUCAUGCUCCUCAACAGCACCAGCUCCUCAAAGAGCAGGACGCUGACGGAGCCACCGCCGAUGCCCCCCUCCGAAGCACCACCACCACCAGACGAAAGAAGCAGCAGCAGCAGCAAGCCCCUCGCCGCGACGCUGCGGUCCGUCUUCAACCCGCCCCAGCUGGACAUACCAGGCUACGCCGGCCACGCGGCCGCGCGGCGGAACAAGCCCACCUUCGGCCUCGUUUUCGCGCAGCUGCUUGACCUGCACCUGCUGUGCACCAAGGUCCCGCGCACGAGAGAGGACGCGGAGAGGCUGUACGCGCCGCCUGACCGGAGCGACGGCGGCGGCGGCGGCGUGCGGUAUACGUGGGUCGUUGAGGUCCUGCUCGACGAGCUGGGCGUCUGGGAGGAAGGGGCCGCACCCGGGGUGAGACGGUGCAGGGAGCAGCGGUGGACGGCGGUGGACGUGAGGGCGGGCAGGGUCGUGGAUGCGUUCGAGGGUGCGGAGAGGACAAAGGGCAAUGUUGGCGAUGUUAGGGUCGUGGGCGGCUUUGGCGGCCCGCGGGUGUGA